AUGGCCACGCCGGUCCUCCUGGUCAUCCCCUUCCUGUGCACCACGGCGCUGACUGCCGACACCUGUCCAGAGGUGAAGCUGCUGGGUGUGGAGGGCUCCGACAAGCUCACCAUCCUCCGAGGCUGCCCAGGGCUGCCCGGAGCCCCAGGGCCCAAGGGGGAGGCGGGCGCCCGCGGAGAGAGAGGAGAACGAGGUCCCCCGGGAGCCCCUGGGAAGGCAGGACCACCCGGGCCCAAAGGGGACGCUGGGCAGUCUCAGUCCUGUGCCACAGGCCCGCGGACCUGCCAGGAGCUGCUCGGCCAGGGCCACCUCCUGAGCGGCUGGCACACCGUCUACCUGCCCGACUGCAGGCCCCUGGCCGUGCUCUGCGACAUGGACACGGACGGAGGGGGCUGGACCGUUUUCCAGCGGAGGGUGGAUGGCUCCGUGGACUUCUAUCGGGACUGGGCCUCGUACAAGCAGGGCUUCGGCAGUCAGCUGGGGGAGUUCUGGCUGGGGAACGACAACAUCCACAGCCUGACCGCCCAGGGAACCAGCGAGCUCCGCGUGGACCUUGUGGACUUCGAGGGCACGCGCCACUUUGCCAAGUACAGCUCGUUUAAGGUGGAGGGCGAGGAAGAGAAGUACAAGCUGGUCCUAGGCGCCUUCAUCGAGGGCAGCGCGGGUGAUUCUCUGACAUACCACAACAACUACCCCUUCUCCACCAAAGACCAAGACAACGACAUUGCUGGUGGAAAUUGUGCUGUGAAGUACCACGGAGCCUGGUGGCAUGUCUCUUGUCACUGGUCAAACCUAAAUGGUCUCUACCUUGGGGGGUCUCACGGGAGCUUUGCGAAUGGCAUCACCUGGAAGUCGGGGAAAGGGUACAACUACAGCUACAAGGUGUCGGAGAUGAAGGUGCGGCUCACUAGCUUGGGGCUCUGAUCAGGAGGUCCCCACGCAUGCUGGCAGGAGGGGGAAUAUCCCCGAGCCUUCAAAAGGAAGGAAACAUGGGGAUCUUGGCCACUGUCCUGGUGGGAGGCAAGGAGCCUCAACCCGUUACUGUGGGCUGUGACCCACAGAGCUCUGGCUGAGGGCCACUGGCACGCCAGACCUCACAGCAACACGUCACCAAUAAAGACGACUGCUUGCCUCACAGACGAACACAGUACACCUUUGUCAUUGCGUUGCCCCGUCACUGGUCACGCC
Propithecus coquereli (Coquerel's sifaka) is the source of this 1188-nucleotide messenger RNA. RefSeq names its product ficolin (collagen/fibrinogen domain containing lectin) 2 (gene FCN2). The record is from RefSeq and is a predicted model, not a curated record. Lineage: Eukaryota; Metazoa; Chordata; Mammalia; Primates; Indriidae. The transcript has 8 exons. The coding region runs from base 1 to 924 and encodes 307 amino acids.